AUGGGGAGCCUUUCCAGUGAGAAGAAGGUUGACAUCGCGCAGGAAUCGGCCUCUGCGGCAUCCAGCAUCCUGGAAACUGCCAUUCUGGACAACCUUGUUAAUGCACAGCACUGGCGGGAGGUCUACGACCUAGCUGGGUGUGAAGGCUGCCACCGCUUCGAUCCUGAUUACAAGUGGACAGCAGAGGAGGAAAAGAGGCUUGUUCGCAAGGUUAUGAUGUUCUGUGCGCUUGAUCUGAAUAGGAAGAACAGCAAUCGUGCCAUUUCAGACAAUAUGAUCUUCCUAGCCUGCUUUUUAAGUGCUGAACUACCCAGCGGCCUUGUCAGCAAGAAAGUUGGUGCGUAUCGCGCAUCGCAGGCAGCGCUCAAUACGAAAACGCAAUAUUACACCAUCUGCGCCUUUCUCGGUCUCCUUAUGGGAAGAUUCAUUCCGUACGCCCCCAUUCAGCCAGAAAGUUUCGCAAGGCUAACGAUCACCAGUGAUAUUGUUCUGUGGCUCACCUAUUUAUAUAAAUCGAAUGAGCUGCCAAAUCGUUUGGCAUGGUUCUGGACUGCUCUGAGUACUUGCAAUAUCGUUGGAUCACUGAUUGCAGCUGGUGGUGGAUGGCAAUAUCUUUUCUUGAUUGAGGGUCUUAUUACUUCUGCCAUCAGCGUUCUGUCCUGGGGUCUAAUGCCUCCAAGCCCUUGCCAAACGAAGCACUGGUUCCGCGGCAAGAACGCCAUCAAAGAUUGGGAAUUAUGGUCGUUGUACAUCAUCGGACUCCUAGCCUACAUCCCACCAGCACCCCCAACGACCUACCUCUCUUACAUUCUCCGCAAACUCGGCUUCUCUGUCUUCCAAGCCAAUCUCCUAGCCAUCCCGUCGCAAUUCCUCUUCACUAUGCAGCUCCUCAUACUGACAUGGUUCUCCGAACGCUGGAAGGAACGCUCAAUCCUCAGCAGUCUCAGCAAUCUUUGGAUCUGGCCAUGGCUUCUCGCUCUUGCCUUACUCCUCGCUAAAGUGAACCCCUGGACUCGAUACGUUCUGCUCACCGGCCUUCUCAGUUAUCCCUACUGCCGCGCCAUCCUCGUGGGCUGGAACGCAAAGAAUAGCAAUACCAUACGCACUAGGACCGUUUCCGCGGCGCUAUACAACAUUUUCGUGCAGUCUGGGAAUAUCAUCGCGAUGAAUAUUUACCAGGAUAGCGAUCAACCACUGUAUCGUCGAGGGAACAAGAUUUUACCCUGGAUCUGCUCGUCAAAUAUCCUGUUGUUUUAUCUUGUUAAGCUAUUCUAUAUUUGGAGGAAUAAAGCCAGGGAGAGGAUGUGGAAUGUAUUGACUAGAGAACAGCAGGAUGAUUAUUUGGCGAAUACUAAUGAUGAGGGAUGA
Lindgomyces ingoldianus is the source of this 1368-nucleotide messenger RNA. Its product is annotated as MFS general substrate transporter. The record is from RefSeq and is a predicted model, not a curated record. The transcript is spliced from 10 exons. Gene Ontology annotation, cellular component: membrane. NCBI's taxonomy places the organism in Eukaryota, Fungi, Ascomycota, Dothideomycetes, Pleosporales, Lindgomycetaceae. Gene Ontology annotation, molecular function: transmembrane transporter activity. The coding region runs from base 1 to 1368 and encodes 455 amino acids.